CUGAAGUCAGUGGACUGUACAGUGUUUGAACCUUUGGUUUGAUUUCCUCAAAGGAGAGAAAGAAUGUCUUCUAAUUUAAUUUCAGUCAGUUUCCUUUAGAACAGCUCACAUGAUCGUCCUGUGAUUCUGCAAUGACUCUCAUCAUUUCUCACCAGAACAUCAGACAGAACAGCUGUGGAUUGAUAUCACAAAAAUCAUAAUGCAUUUCACCAGGUGUUUCUUGCUGACCAUGCUGUCAUCAGGAUCAUUAACUGUGUGCUCCUCAGGCCCUCUUCAUGCACAGUGCAAAGUGGAAUGGUACUUUGGUCUUUCCUGCAGUCAUGUGUAUGAAGCCUUGGUCACUCAGAUUAAAAAGUGGAGGACAAUGGAAGGUUGUGAUCUGGGUGGAGAAAAGUGUCUAUACAAGCUCCAGUCAGCCUCUGUCCACUUCAUUGCAGCAAAGCACAUGGCACCAUGGAAGAAAUAUGUGGAAGAUAUAAAUUUCAGACUGGCUCCUUAUCAAUUCUUCACCCAUUGCCACGUAUCAGCCAUGUCAGUCUCAGAAACCUGGUAUGCUGUAACAGACCAUGGCACUAAUUAUUGCAACCUCUACAACUUAAUAGAAGGGAGUGGACUAACUGAGGCUCCAGACUAUAAGGAAAUCACCAGUGAAUUCCUGUGCACACAGCGAUCCUCUGCCAACUGCACUGUUUACUGAUGCUGGUCUCCUUUCAAGCUAUAUAUAUAUGAAAGAUGUUAAACAUACAGUGAAAUGUAAUAAUCUCCAUUAUUGUGUCUCUGUGUGUAUAAACUAUGUUGUCUGUAAUGAACAAUUUGAGUAUUUUAAGAAUUUGCCUCUUUGCAUGUUAUGUCUCUUUUUUUUCCUCAUCCAAAAUGAAAUUCAAGAGGAUAUUUCAGCUUUCCUUUGCACAAAAGAAAUUGUAGGGGCAAAUAUAGCUCUCAAUGCUGCUGAGGUGAGGCACUGUCUUCAGAGAAACAUUGUUCUUUUUGACGCAUAGGGCAGUUUUUCUCUUAAAGGUAGCAACGUUUUCUAGCUCCACUCCCAGCCAUGUGGAUUGAAGGGCAGCUUUUAUUAGGACAGCAAUAUAGUCAGCCCAACUCACCCAUCCAUCAUACAGAAUAAAGCACGCCUCAAAUCGACACUGUUGGCCUGCCGCGUCACUGUGUGUGCUGAACAUUACGACUGAUGUGGCCUGCGCUGGCCUGAAGAGGGCAAUGUCUGCAAACACUCCAGCCCAUCAUUUAUUUGAUUGUGGCACAAAUUGUGUAGUUCAUUUUUAUGAUUAAAGCUACAGACUAUUAUUAAAACUUCUGUCUUACAAUGUCUU
Molecule: messenger RNA, 1328 nt
Organism: Hemibagrus wyckioides
Lineage: Eukaryota; Metazoa; Chordata; Actinopteri; Siluriformes; Bagridae
Exons: 5
Coding region: 200-697 (165 amino acids)
Source: RefSeq, a predicted model, not a curated record